AUGCGGCGCGGUGUCUUGAUUUUCCUCCUCGUCAACCUCCUCAUAGUCACCUUUCUGGUGCGCAGUGUGUUCACGCUUCUGUCGCUGCUCGUGGAAGAUGCUUCCGCCGACGCCAUUCAUCGUGCCGAGCUCCCCUCGCCGAAUUCCAGUCUAAUCGAACAACGGCCGCAAAUCAUCCCCAAAAUCAUCCACCAGACCUACAAAAACGAGACGAUCCCCGAGGUGUGGAGAGAAGCUCAGCAGAGCUGCAUUGACUUGCACCCUGACUACGAGUACAUUCUGUGGACGAAUGAGAAGUCGCGCGAGUUUAUCGCCAACGAAUAUCCCUGGUUUCUCGAGACGUUCGAUGGCUACAAGUACCCGAUUCAGCGGGCAGAUUCGAUUAGAUACUUUGUUCUGGCCCACUACGGUGGCACCUACAUUGACCUUGACGAUGGAUGCAACCGUCGCCUAGAUCCUCUUCUCGCCUACCCUGCUUGGGUGCGACGCACUGUUCCCACCGGUAUCUCCAAUGACGCGAUGGGCUCUGUUCCACAGCAUCCUUUUUUCUUGCGCGUGAUCGAGCUGUUGCAGUCUUAUGACCGCCAUUGGCUUCUGCCGUAUAUCACCGUGAUGUACUCCACCGGCCCGCUCUUCCUCUCGGUGAUCUGGAAGGAAUACAUGCAAACCCUUCCGAGCGAGUCGGCACGUGUGCGCAUCUUGAUGAAGGACGAGUACAACAAGCACUCGUGGAGUUUCUUCACUCACCACGUGGGGAACAGCUGGCAUGGCAAAGACGCCCGUCUGAUCUUCUGGAUGGGCCAGCACUGGAUGUUCCUCACCGUUCUCGGAUUCAUUCUGGCUGCCGUGGUCGGAUUCUCCCUCUGGUGGCUCUAUGUUCGGGUUAUGGUGCUUGGUUCGAAGUACCGCUACCGUUAUGCAAAGAUUCCUUCUUUCGUGACGGGAGCCCGGUUACCUUCCCCGACAAGAAUGUCGCGUCGGAUGAUGCCCACUCUCCUUCGCCGGGUCAGCUUCAAGGAAGACGAAGAAGCGAACGGUGUUACGGAAACUUCCUAUGAACUUUACAGUCGUCGUGACUAA
This is a messenger RNA of Aspergillus aculeatus ATCC 16872, 1080 nucleotides long. Its product is annotated as glycosyltransferase family 32 protein. The transcript is spliced from 3 exons. The coding region runs from base 1 to 1080 and encodes 359 amino acids. Gene Ontology annotation, biological process: mannosyl-inositol phosphorylceramide biosynthetic process. Gene Ontology annotation, molecular function: mannosyltransferase activity. The record is from RefSeq and is a predicted model, not a curated record. Lineage: Eukaryota; Fungi; Ascomycota; Eurotiomycetes; Eurotiales; Aspergillaceae.